Solanum tuberosum (potato) is the source of this 468-nucleotide messenger RNA. RefSeq lists its product as uncharacterized. Lineage: Eukaryota; Viridiplantae; Streptophyta; Magnoliopsida; Solanales; Solanaceae. The coding region runs from base 1 to 468 and encodes 155 amino acids. The record is from RefSeq and is a predicted model, not a curated record. The transcript has a single exon.
AUGGUUGACAAUCAAGUUGAUCCAAUUUCGACUGGUUCUACAUCCACUGCUAGGAUGGAUUUUGCCAAUCCCUUCUAUCUGCAUCCUUUCGAGAAUGCAGGUUCAUCUCUAUUGCCUGGAAUUUUCGAUGGCACUGGUUAUAGAUCAUGGUGGAGAGCUGUUCUUAGAGCCUUAUCUGUUAAGAGUAAAACAGGUUUUAUCUGUGGAAAAGUAGUAAAGCCCAAUCUAGAUAAUCCUAGUUUCCAACAGUGGGAGAGGUGUGAUGACAUUGUAACCUCUUGGAUUCUGAAUUCCUUGUCACCUGAUCUAAGAGAUAGUCUGCAGUAUGUUAGCAAUGCACAUGAAUUAUGGGCUGAAUUGGAGGAAAGAUAUGACCAGACCAAUGGUUGUAAGUUGUAUCAGCUUCAGAAAGAAAUCAAUGAUCUUGUUCAAGGCACUUUAGAUGUCACUGGUAUUACACGAAGAUGA